AACACUGUAAGAAAUAAGAACGUCUCCAGGUGGCUAAUUUUCUGGAGCACAAUUUAAACAUGUGACGUUUUCGGUUUAUCGUAAACUUUGUAUGGAGUUAUUCCACUUGAUAUUUUUUUUUAAAUUUAAUACACAUCGGCUUUAUACUUAUCAAUAACUGAUAUUCGUCAAUUAUAAAUAUGUUAAUUGAAAUCGAAUCGUUUAUAAUCUGAAGAGGUGGCAAUUGAAAACAGUAUCGGAUUUUUUUUAUUGUUUCUCAUCGCAUGGUGCUGAAAUUGUGAAGGAAGAAAAUGGAAAACAAACAAGAAUUAGGCUACAAAAAAGUACCGAUAUUUGAGGAAGGAGUGAUCGAAACAUCGACUUUACCAAGUAUAGAAAAAGCAUUCGUGACAAUAACAACAACUGGAGAUACGAAUCGUACUUUUCUUUAUAUAGCGGCUUGUACAGUUAAUAUCGUAUCUUUCAUUUGCGGUACCAGCUUGGGAUGGACGUCGCCGGAAAUACCGUUAUUGAAAAAUUUAACCACAAGUCCGUUGGAGGAAAUCAUAAGUCCUUCGCAGGAAGGUUGGGUGGGAUCUUUCCUCCCCUUAGCAGCGGCCAUCGGUCCCAUAGGCGGGGGAGUAUUGGCAGAUAAAAUCGGAAGGAAAAAAUCCUUGUUGAUCGCCAAUAUACCAUUUUUCGUGGCGUUUCUCGUAAAUUUCUUCGCGAAUUCGAUCUACCAUUUCUUUUUAUCGAGAUUUCUAUGCGGUCUGGGCAUAGGGAUUAUAUUUACCGCCCUACCGAUGUAUAUGGGGGAAAUAGCCGACGACGAAGUCAGAGGCGCCCUGGGAUCGUUCAUGCAACUAUUCAUCGUGAUAGGAUUAUGCUUUUCUUAUAUACUAGGGCCUUACGUGCCGAUGAAAACGUUCAAUUUGAUUCUACUGACACCCCCGGUGGCAUUUUCGAUUUUGUUCGGCGGUUUUGUACCGGACAGUCCGUACUAUUUGAUCCAAAGCGGUCGUAUCGACGAAGCUUUGAAGGCUCUAAUCAAAUUUAGAGGUUGCAGUAGAGCUUCGGCGCAAAAAGAAUUGGAAAUUAUGCGGACCCAAAUCGAGGAAGAUUCGAAAAGUAAAGGGAAUUUCGCGGAAACUUUCAAGAUUGUAUUGGGUUCGAGAGGUUUGAAAAUGGCGUUGUUUAUAUCGCUGAAUUUGGUUACUUGGCAACAAUUGUCCGGUAUCAACAUCGUUUUGUUUUAUACCCAGAGCAUUUUCACCGACGCCGGAGCGUCUUUGGCUCCGGAAAUUUGUACUAUAAUCACGGGGGUGGUUCAAAUAGUAGCCAGCGGCGCUACGCCUUUACUAGUCGAACGUUGGGGCAAGAGAUUCCUCUUAAUGCUAUCCGCCAUCGGUAUGGGUCUAUCUCAAGGCGUAUUAUCAUAUUUUUUCUAUAUGAAAGAGGAUCAAUCGAAAGAUGUAUCCGAUAUUGGUUGGGUACCGAUCGUGAGUCUGGUGGUUUUCAUUAUCACUUAUUGUCUAGGUUUCGGACCGCUAGCUUGGGCUGUUUUGGGCGAACUAUUUCCCGGUAACGUUAAAUCGGUAGCGUCUUCGGCUACCGCCUCGUUUUGUUGGAUCCUCGGGUUUUUUAUCACGAAUUAUUUCGGCGCCUUAACGUCUCUAGUAGGAAAAUCGGGUUCGUUCGGUUUAUUUACAAUUUGUUGCUUCAUUUCGGCAGGUUUCGUUUAUAAAUUUUUACCGGAAACGACUGGGAAAAGUUUGAUCGAAAUCCAGGCAAUUUUAAGCGGCGAAAAUUGAAAUAUAUCCUCGGUUAAAUAAAAUGUUAUUUAUAAAAAAAAAAUUUAGUACGCCUCUGGAAUUUCUAUCUACAGUUAGCUACGUCGUAUAAUCAAGGUCGACUAAUAGAUCGGAAAUGACGUAUACUACCGCUUCGAUGUGAAUCGGCCGACUAACUGUCAGCGACUGCUGCAGAAUUAUGUUGGUAACUACAUUAAAUACGGAUGUGUUACUGCUCUCUGGCGGUCAGGAUAGGUACUAUACGUUAUAGGGAAUGUAUUAUAUUCUUUAUUGAAUUAAAAGUGAGGGAGAGAGAAAGUUUUACCAUAGGCGUGCUAUAUGAAAAUUAUUUUGUGGGGGAUUUGAUUGAAUUUUCUUCGAAAAUCACAAAGUUUUAUGAUAAAUUACAAGAGAAAAAUAAGUUUUAGAAUUAAUUUAUCUAUGGUAUUAAAUUAAAAUGUUUUUAAAUCAAAUAAUCAAAUAUAUAAAUUCAUGAAAUAUCCAGAAAAGCCCAAAUGUUUCGAAAAAAUUAUUAAAAUCUUUAGAAUGGCCCAGAAAAUCACUUAAACUACGAGAAAAUGCUCCAUAAAUUUCGAAAAAAUUGCCGAAAUAUUCCAAAAACACCGUAAAAGCUUCCAAAUUUUCAAAAAAAAAAUCGGAACUGUCCCAAAAAACCCGUGAAUUUCACCAAAUUUUCAAAAAAAUUUUGAAAUAUUUCAAAAGCAUCCUAAAAGUCACCAAACUUUCGGAAAAAUUGCUGAAAUAUUAAAAAAAAAAUACUAAAUGACACCAAAUUUCAAAAAAAAAUACUGUUUAAUUCCAAAAACACCGUGAAAGUCACCAAAUCUUGAAAUAGAUGCAGAAAUAUUCCAAAAAAAUCGUAAAGGCCAUUAAAUUUUAAAGAAAAUGUUGAAAUAUUUUUGAAAAAUUGGAAAAAAUCGACAUAUUUACAAAAAAAUUGCUGAUAUAUUUCAAAAGCAUCCUAAAAGUCACCAAAUUCCCCAAAAAAAAUGCCCAAAUUUUCGAAAAAAUUACCGAAAUAUUCCAAAAACACCGUAAAAGCUUCCAAAUUUUCAAAAAAAAAUCUCAACUAUCCCAAAAAAAAACCCGUAAAUUUUACCAAAUUUUCAAAAAAAUGUUGAUAUAUCUCAAAAGCAUCCUAAAAGUCACCAAAUUCCUCAAUAAACGAUGAAUUAUUUCAAAAACACCGUAAAAUUCACCAAAUUUCCAAAAAAAUGCCCAAUUAUUCCUAAGAAACUAAAAAAGAGUCGUCAAAUUUUCCAAAAAAUUGGUGAAAUAUUCCAAUAAAACCGUGGAAAUCACCAAAUUUUGAAAUAGAUACUCAAAUAUUGCAAAAAAAAUCGUAAAAGCCACCAAAUUUCCAAAAAUUGUCUAAUUAUUCGACAAAUUUUCGAAAAAAUUUGUGAAAUAUUCCAAAAACACCGUAAAAACUUUUAAAUUAUUUAAAAAAUUCCCAACUAUUCUCAAAAAGGCCGUAAACUCCACCAAAUUUUCAAAAAAAUGUUGAAAUAUUUUUGAAAAAUUGAAAAAAAAUCGACAUAUUUACAAAAAAAUUGCUGAUAUAUUUCAAAAGCAUCCUAAAAGUCACCAAAUUCCUCAAUAAACGAUGAAUUAUUUCAAAAACACCGUAAAAUUCACCAAAUUUCCAAAAAAAUGCCCAAUUAUUGCUAAGAAACUAAAAAAGAGUCGUCAAAUUUUCCAAAAAAUUGGUGAAAUAUUCCAAUAACACCGUGGAAAUCAUCAAAUUUUGAAAUAGAUACUCAAAUAUUGCAAAAAAAUCGUAAAAGCCACCAAAUUUCCAAAAAUUGUCUAAUUAUUCGACAAAUUUUCGAAAAAAUUUGUGAAAUAUUCCAAAAACACCGUAAAAACUUUUAAAUUAUUUAAAAAAUUCCCAACUAUUCUCAAAAAGGCCGUAAACUCCACCAAAUUUUCAAAAAAAUGUUGAAAUAUUUCAAAAGCAUCCUAAAAGUCACCAAAUUCCUCAAUAAACGAUGAAUUAUUUCAAAAACACCGUAAAAUUCACCAAAUUUCCAAAAAAAUGCCCAAUUAUUCCUAAGAAACUAAAAAAGAGUCGUCAAAUUUUCCAAAAAAUUGGUGAAAUAUUCCAAUAAAACCGUGGAAAUCACCAAAUUUUGAAAUAGAUACUCAAAUAUUGCAAAAAAAAUCGUAAAAGCCACCAAAUUUCCAAAAAUUGUCUAAUUAUUCGACAAAUUUUCGAAAAAAUUUGUGAAAUAUUCCAAAAACACCGUAAAAACUUUUAAAUUAUUUAAAAAAUUCCCAACUAUUCUCAAAAAGGCCGUAAACUCCACCAAAUUUUCAAAAAAAUGUUGAAAUAUUUCAAAAGCAUCCUAAAAGUCACCAAAUUCCCCAAAAAACGGUGAAUUAUUACAAAAACACCGUAAAAUUCACCAAAUUCCAAAAAAAUGCCCAAUUAUUCCUAAGAAACUAAAAAAAGUCGACAAAUUUUAAAAAAGCUCACUGAAAUAUUCAAAAAACAUACUAAAUGUCAUCAAAUUUUCAAAAAAAUGCUGUAUAAUUCCAAAAAUAGCGUAAAAACCACCAAAUUUCCAAAAAAAUGCCCAAUUAUUCCUAAGAAAAUAAAAAAAGUCGAAAAAUUUCCGAAAAAAUUGCUGAAACAUUCCAAGUCAUCAAAUUUUCAAAAAAAUUCAGUCACUAAAUUCUCAAAUCAACCGAGAGAUAAAAAAUAAAUUUUUGUGAAACUUUUUUUUCCGAAAUUAACCCACCCCCUCCCCAAGAUUUCAACUUGGUAUAGAUAUAAAUUGCCCCCAAUCAACUUAUUCGCCGAUACGCCUCUGUUUUAUAUCGGUUCGUACGCGGGACACCCUGUAUAGAUGGUAGGUAGCUGUCUUUCCUUCACUUUAUUUUCAAUGUUAUAUCCAUAGAGUUAAUGUUAAAGAUAGAUAUUUGUGACGUAUGUGACGUCACAUCAAACGUCAAAUUUUAUACACGGACUUGGAUAUGUCAUAUGUCAAAUAAAUAUGACGUUUUUUGUACAUUUUUGUUGUAAAUAUAAAGUUCAGUGUGUAACGGUUAGAUUUGUAUAUAGACAUUGAAAUUAUCAACAAAACUUAAUUAUUAUAUUCAAAUUUGUACUUCAUAGUUUACUUUUCACAAAACCCCAUAUACAUAUAUGAUUGAAUAGGGUAAAAAUGACGCACAAUUUUUUUUCAAACGAAUCAACUCGUGUUUUUAUUUUCAUUAUCAAAAAUAAAGACUGAAAUAUACACGUGAACGCAGUGUCUAGACCAAUCAAUAUUAUUGCGAAACCUCUAUACUAUUUAUUUUAUCUAUGCUAAAUAAUUUUUUCGUAUUUGAAGUACAAAAUCAAAGAACUGAUUAAAUUAACGUAAGAAAUAUGUAUUAUUAUGAAUAAAUGAAGUUGUAUAAUGAA
Molecule: messenger RNA, 5202 nt
Organism: Diorhabda sublineata
Lineage: Eukaryota; Metazoa; Arthropoda; Insecta; Coleoptera; Chrysomelidae
Product: facilitated trehalose transporter Tret1-like
Exons: 3
Coding region: 291-1790 (499 amino acids)
Biological process (GO): transmembrane transport; carbohydrate transport
Cellular component (GO): membrane
Molecular function (GO): sugar transmembrane transporter activity
Source: RefSeq, a predicted model, not a curated record